Messenger RNA from Peronospora matthiolae, 1359 nucleotides. Lineage: Eukaryota; Oomycota; Peronosporomycetes; Peronosporales; Peronosporaceae. The record is from the annotation of a GenBank genome assembly.
AUGCUGCGUACGCUGCCGCUACUGCUCGUCGCGCUCUGGGCGUCGUUCAGCGCUGCGGUCGACGUGAGCGUCUGUCGCGAUGCCACCUACGACAUUGCCGUCGAGGCCUCGACGCUGUGCGCGGGCGCAGGCGCGUUCCCCGCCGGUACUCAGUGUCCGAAAACCGGUAAUAUCGCGAUCGCCGACUGCUACUCGUACCUUCCGUCGUACGUAGACGGGACGUGCGUGGCCCCAGAGGACGCCGUGUGUCAAGUCGUGACCGGGGACACGUGGGGUUGCGUCUUGCCUUCGAUUGGGUGCGACGACGCUAUUUUGGGCUCCCCAGGCUGUGCGAUUUGGGACUAUUUUGGGAACCUUACCGAGCAUAAACCGUUUGACGGGCAUGCCGACAUCGAUUAUGACGCUCGAUGGUUUAUACAGACGUCCCCUCUGCGCGACCUCUUGAGCUGCGGAGUAGAAGAGCCCACGCCAGCGCCGACGACGCCACGUCCGACGCCUGCUGCGACCGUUCCAGCGCGGAUUGCCACGCCGGCGCCAACGAGGCCGCAGCGAAAAAUACCGACACCGGCGCCAACGACGAGGUCAAAGGUACCGGUACCGACACCAGCACCGACGACGAGGACGAAGGUACCGGUUCCGACACCGACACCGGCACCGACGACGAGGACUGAGAUACCGGUGCCGACACCGGCGCCGACGGAGAAACCGACAGAGGCACCAAUUUGGACCGAAACCCCGACAGAGUCACCAUCGUGGACGGAGCCACCGACCGAGUCUUUGGCGUGGACAGAAAUACCGACUGAGUCACCGGCCUGGACGGAGCCACCGACCGAGUCACUGGCGUGGUCAGAAAUACCGACUGAGUCACCGGCCUGGACGGAGCCACCGACCGAGUCACUGGCGUGGACCGAUACACCGACAGAGUUACCAUCGUGGACAGAGAAUUCAACGGAGGUACCGUGGCCGACGGUUACGAACAUGACAAACACGACUGCUCCUGGGAAUGCUUCGAUUGAUUCUGACGAUGGAGGAGUUCGAGUGGGCGACAUCGACCAACGAGAUCUCACUGAUGAAGUUUCGUUGUCGGCCGUGUCGCUGUCUGUUGAUGACGCGGAGAAGUCGACAGGAUUCGGGGCUGGCACGAUCAUCGCAGUUGCAGUAGCAGCAGCUGCUGCUGCUGUUGCUGCAGUUGGUGCGAUUUAUGCUCGGAAUCGGACGCAGAUGUUCCCGGAAGUGAACGAGGCAGAUGUAGCACGCAGAGGAAGUACAGAGUACGAGAUGGUCGUGACGCCCCCUCAUGCUGCGACGUCUCCUCAAGGCUUGACGUCGCCGAGAAUUCCGUCAGUGUUGUUGAUCUGA